AUGUUUACUGAUAAAGUUAGAGUAGUUUUUUCGGAUAUUAAGGAAGCUAAUAGUUGUGUCCAGGAUAAGGAUUUUUCGGCAUUUCGCGUAUAUAUUCAGGCCAAUAUUGUUGAAAUUGAUGGAGUGGUUAUUAUGGAUUUAGAUGAGAAUGAGAAAAUGCUGGAGAAGGGUGUAGGUAAACUGGAAAAAUGUCUUGAAACAGAUAUUAAGAUUCUUGAAGUAUUUAGAAUGAAGAGAAAAAGUGUCCGUGAAUCCGUUGUAUCCACACUGAUGGAAAGUGGCUCACAAACUCAUGUAGAGAGUAAAAUUGAAUGGGUUCCGGCUAAAGCGAACCAUAAGUGCGAAGCUAGACAAUUUUUGGUUGAUAGCUUGAUAAGGAAGGCUCAAGCACGGCAUAAUUUGUCUUAUGCCGGUAUCGUGCGAGGGGAUAAGGGCGUUAAGAGGCAGCGCGAAGAAGAUAACCAGUUUGAAGUACUAUCAGGGUUAGAUUCAGAUGUGGAUCUCUGCUCAGAUGACGAGUUCCCUGAACUCUCCGAUGCAGAAAAGUAUGGGUGUUUUGCAUUCAGCGGAGCUGCUAGGACACAUAUAUUAAAGCUCAAAAGAGUUCAAUGGCGAGCUCUGAGAGUUUGUUUAAGUUUAAUGCCUAGUACGCAUACUGGUUCAGUCGAAGUCCUCGCUGGUGUUCUGCCCUUAGAAUUAAGAAUUCAGGAGCAGUUGUUAAGGGACGUGCUUAGAAUCGAGGACCGUCUCCCCAGUAGUAGGGUGGUUAUGGCUAUGGCUAGGCUGCAUAACUAUGGUUUCUCUUCUCAGUCCGAAGUGGGUGCAAUAUAUGAGAAGAUACAUGAUCGGGCAUUGUGUACAUGGCAGGAAGUCUGGCACUCUGGGGAGUUGGGCAGAGAUCACCGGAGCAGUCACCAAUUUAAUUACAAAGCAGAGUUACCUUCAGAUUUGUCCGACAAACUGGAAAGGUACCGUUCAGAAACACAAAGAAGAAGAGAUCGGAGAGAGAGGGAGAAGAAGCGACAAAGAGUGGCGAGAGAACUGGCAGCAGGGAGCGUUGAAGGUGGGCUGCGGGCCACUUCUGUGGAACGACUGCGGGAGAGGGAGAGAGCAUCUACAGAGCGGCGCAAGCAAGUGGAAUCUCCAACACGCUCAGUGGUGUUUGCUGCUCCUCGCCCUCACGUAUUUUCGUCUCCGAGUAGCGUGAAAGUGCACCGUGCACGGAGGUUGGCAGAGAGGAUUCCAGAGUCUCCCUUGUCUCCCGGUGGCAAUUUUUCGUCCCCGCUUUUUCCGAUUAGUGAGACUGGGGAUUUUCUCCUUGUAGGGCCUUCCCCUACACCAAGCUUAUUGGACUGUUGGAGCUCGUCUUCGGACGAGGAGGGGGACGAGGGUGAAGACGUCCAUCCUGGCCAGGCUGGGGAGGGGCAGGCAGUUUUCGCCGCGGGCUGCCGAAUCAAUCUCUCGCAUCUCAGCCCGUGGAGAAGGGCACUGUACAAACUCCACCACUACCACUGGGCCCAGGGUGCGUGUGAAGGGCGGCCCAUCUCGCUCGUCCAAGUGUCUGGGGUUAUCUCCAGGGGUGGUACGCACAGAGAUAAAGCCACCCAGACGGCGCGUGGAGGUGGUCAGCUCCCUCAGAGACCAACGCCAGUCAUCCCCGUCGACGAGCUACCGCGAGAUCCGCGAAUCCAGGAAAGUGGAGGACAAUCGACGCCCUCCGCUCGAUUCGGGGGUGCGAGAGAACGGAGAGAGGCACAGGACAGUCAGGCAGAGACUGGGGUGGAUUGUAAAGCCUACCAAGGCGUGGAGGAGGCGGCAGCGAAGGAAGAAGGCUGCCACUCUCAGGAGAGAGGAGGCUGCCACUCUCAGGAAGACGAGGGGAGUUCCAUCCCCAUAGUUUGUUUGCCUGGUUCCAGAGAAGAUGGUGAGGUUCACAAGGAGUGACAUUUAAAAGGAACAUGUGGUUUAUAAAUAAACAGGGACUAGUCUAAAUCCAUCAAACAA
Molecule: messenger RNA, 2004 nt
Organism: Phlebotomus papatasi
Lineage: Eukaryota; Metazoa; Arthropoda; Insecta; Diptera; Psychodidae
Exons: 6
Coding region: 1-1944 (647 amino acids)
Source: RefSeq, a predicted model, not a curated record